AUGUAUACCAAAGAGCCGGAAUAUAACAAAGAAACGAUUACCUCAGAUAAGUUAUUCAAAUUAGCUAGGCGAUCGAAAAAACCAAAAAUCUAUAACCCCAAAACGAACCGUAUGAUUGCAAUUGAUGGACCAGCAUAUAAUCAAUUGAUAUGUAAUGGAUAUAUGCAUUGGGAAGAGGAAAAAGUUUUAGUCCCUCCAAUUCAUGAAAAAUUACCUCCUUACAAAAAUCAAUGGGAACGUAAGCUUGUUAGAAAUCCUACUUAA
Molecule: messenger RNA, 264 nt
Organism: Entrophospora sp. SA101
Lineage: Eukaryota; Fungi; Glomeromycota; Glomeromycetes; Entrophosporales; Entrophosporaceae
Source: the annotation of a GenBank genome assembly